AUGGACCAGUCGAACACCAACGUGACUAAUGCAGCCGAUAUCGGGAAAUUCUGCUGCCUUGCUUUAGCAGCUGCAGUUGGCCGCCAAAAGGUCGCAUCCCCCGGGAGCACAGCGUACGACGCUGCUCUGCAUUCGUACUUUCCUACUCAGCAAGCCUCGUUGCAACCAUCCUGCAUUGUACUGCCCCAAUCAGCUGAAGACGUGUCCGCCGCUGUGAAGUCGUUGGUCCAGCUGCAGGAGGAUGGCAGGAGCUGCCAAUUUGCUGUUCGUUCGGGUGGCCACACGAGCUGGGCCGGCGCCUCUAACAUCCAGUCCGGAGUCGUGAUCGACCUUGGCGCCGUCAAUGCUGUCGAGCUCGCCGAGGAUAAGUCUACAGUUUCGGUUGGGGUGGGGGCUGUUUGGGGCGAUGUGUACAAGGCUCUCGAACCACACGUAUUGAGAAAAAUGGUUUUGGCCGCUGAUAAUUUCAAAGUAACUCUGUCGUCCACCAACGAAGUCAUUCGAGCGGCAUGUGACAAAUGGCGUGCGCAUUACCCAUCGAUCAAGGACGUGACCAGCAUCAUCCUCCCGCUCGUGCUUGAGCCGCUCCCGCCCAUCAUGUACCAACGUCACGCCGCCACGAACAUCCUGGGCCUGGGCGAGCGGACAGAGGCACUCGUGAUCGCCAAACUGUCGGUUUCCUGGGCGAAUGCGAGUGAUGAUGCUCUUGUGAACAGCACCGCGCGUGCUCUUGUGGACGAUAUCAUCGCUGAGGCUAGGAGUUUGGGAGGCCAUGACCCGUACAUCUUUGCCAAUUAUGCGAACAAGGACCAGGCUCAGGAUGUCAUUGGGAGCCACGGUUCGGAGAGCGUGGCUUUUCUCAGGAAGGUCAGAGAGGAGGUUGACCCCAAAGGCGUGUUCACCCGUAUGGUUGCAGGGGGUUAUAAGAUACCAGACCAAUAG
Molecule: messenger RNA, 942 nt
Organism: Diaporthe citri
Lineage: Eukaryota; Fungi; Ascomycota; Sordariomycetes; Diaporthales; Diaporthaceae
Exons: 4
Coding region: 1-942 (313 amino acids)
Molecular function (GO): FAD binding
Source: RefSeq, a predicted model, not a curated record